AUGGAGAUUGUCACUUCUGUUGGUGGGAAGGUAGCUGACAAUGUGUUUGCAGCUGCUGGUGAUCAACUUGGUUAUUUGUUUCACUACAAUGACAACGUUGAAAAAUUGAAAAAGCAAGCUGAGAAGCUGAGGGAUAGCAGAGACAUGGUGCAAAAGAAAACCGAAUCUGCUAAAAGAAAUGGAGAGAUCAUCUCUGAUUUUGUUCAAAAGUGGUUACCUGAAGUUGAUGAUGUUUCUGCAAAGGCUGAAAAGUUUUUGGAAGAUGAAGGCAAAGCCAACAAGAGGUCCCUCAAGGGGUGGUGGAUUAAUCUCAGACAGCGUUAUCGAUUCAGUACAGAGGCAAAAAAACAUACUCUGGCGAUUUCUGAUCAGCUUCAAAAACUGGGAAAUCUUGUAAAUGUGUCUUGUUCUGCUCCCCCAUCUGGAAUUAUAUCUUCAUCUGAGGUAUUUAAUUCUAGCAUAUUCGGAUCUAGAAAUUCAUUUAAGAAGGAAGUUAUGAAGGCCUUAAUUGAUGCUAACAAUGUCAACAAAAUUGGAAUAUGUGGGAUGGCGGGCAUUGGUAAAACCACACUAAUUAAAGAAAUCAGCCACCAUGUGAAAAAAGCCAAGGAGUAUGAUGCUGUAGCGAUGGCGGUUGUCUCUCGAAACCCCAAGAUUAUGAAGAUUCAAGGCGAGAUUGCUGAUAUGUUGGGUUUAAAAUCUCUUCCGACAGAUUCUGAAUUAGAAAGAGCAAGUUUAUUGCGGUAUAGAAUCAAGAAAGAGAAACGGGUACUCAUAAUAUUAGACGAUGCUUGGGAGAUAAUUAAAUUGGGUGAGAUCGGUAUUCCUUUUGGGAUUGACCAUAGAGGUUGUAAAAUUUUAAUCACCUCUCGAAAUAGAGAUGUAUGUAAUGGAAUGGGUUGCCAAAAGAUAUAUACGGUUGAAAUAUUAUCUAAACAAGAAUCUUGGGAGCUUUUUAGCAAGAUUGCGGGCCCAAUUGUUGAAAGUUCUGAUAUUAACCCAACUGCAAGAGAGGUAACUACUCAAUGUGGGGGAUUGCCACUUGCAAUUGUGAUAAUAGCAGGAGUUUUAAAAGAUAAGAACAAGCAUGAGUGGAGGAAUGCAGUAAGACAACUAAAAAUGUCUACCCCUUCAAGUGUCCCAGAAUUGGAGAGAGAAGUCUUUUUAUCUUUGGAAUUUAGCUUCAAUUACCUAGAAAAUGAGACAAAAUCACUUUUUUUGUUUUGUAGCUUAUUUCCAGAGGAUUACAAAAUUCCUGUUGAAGAUUUGGCUACAUAUUGGGUAGGUUUGAAGUGGUUUGGAGACACUCUCGAGGCAAUUGAGGAUGUCAGAAACAAGGUUCAUGCUAUUGUAAGUACCAUAGCCUCUUCCUUUCUCUUGAUUGAAGAAAGUAAAAUGUAUGUAAAAAUACAUGAUGUUAUUCGUGAUUUUGCAAUAGCUAGAGCUCUUAGAUGCAACUACAAGUUCAUGGUAAAUGGUGCAUUGGGAAAUGAGGAUACAUUUGAAGAUUUCACAUGUAUCUCAUUAGUGGGAAAUUAUACUGGGGAGCUACCGAAUGGGUUAGAACACCCAAAAUUGGAGGCUUUAUUGCUACAAGAAAAUAAAAGUUUUGUUGUCCUUAGUAGUUUCUUUGAGAAAAUACCAAAUCUCAAAGUUUUAAACUUGGGACGAACAUACAUUGAGACAUUGUUUGAUUCACUUUCAUUUCUCACAAAUCUUGGAACAUUAGAUGUUAGUGCUUCCAAGUUGGUAGAUCUAUCAGUAAUUGGAAGUCUAAGCAAACUUGACAUUCUUUCUCUUUCUGAUUCUAAACUUGUUAAGGAGAUCCCUUUAUCCUUUAGUCAAUUAACUAACCUCAGGUUGUUAGAUUUGAAUAAUAUGGAUUUAGAACUUAUACCUUGUGGCGUUAUGUCUUCUCUUCGAAAGUUAGAGGAGUUGUAUAUUAAUCAUUUUGUUAAAUGGGAAUCUGAAAAUGGUAGCAAUGCCAAUCUGGUUGAAUUAGAAGCCUUGUCCCGAUUGACUAGCUUACAUAUUUUUAUUCCAAGUAAGCUUCAUUUGUUACCAAAUUUCUUGUCAUUCAAAAGACUGUCUAGCUUUACCUUAGUAAUAAGUCAUAGUCCAUUUAUUUGGGGUGAAUCUCGAUUUCAAAAAUAUUUGAGUACAAUGUUGUACUCAAGAAAUAUGGAGAUCAUAGGGACUAACAUUUCAAUGAUAUAUGACAAGCUUAGAAGUUUGGUCAAAAGAACUGAAUGUCUAACUUUAGAAAAUAUUGUUAAUUUAGAGAGUUUUAGUCUUGACCAAAUUGAAGAAGUGUUCAAUGAAUUGAAGUAUCUUCGGAUCAAAGAUUGUGAUAAGAUAAGGUAUCUCUUCAAUACAUUGGAAUGGACACCAAACUCAACUUUCCACAAUUUAGAGGAAUUGCAUAUUAAGGAUAAUUGCAACCUUGUUGAACUAUGUCAUGGACAACCUCUUACUCAGUCUUUCUGUAAAUUAAGAGUUUUAAGAGUGUAUAGCUGUGAUGACUUGCUAAAUAUUGCACCAAGUUAUUUGUUAUAG
Messenger RNA from Mangifera indica (mango), 2556 nucleotides. RefSeq names its product disease resistance protein At4g27190-like. The transcript has a single exon. The record is from RefSeq and is a predicted model, not a curated record. NCBI's taxonomy places the organism in Eukaryota, Viridiplantae, Streptophyta, Magnoliopsida, Sapindales, Anacardiaceae. Gene Ontology annotation, molecular function: ADP binding. Bases 1 to 2556 code for a protein of 851 amino acids.